This is a messenger RNA of Myxozyma melibiosi, 1617 nucleotides long. Its product is annotated as pre-mRNA splicing factor component-domain-containing protein. The transcript is spliced from 5 exons. The record is from RefSeq and is a predicted model, not a curated record. Gene Ontology annotation, cellular component: spliceosomal complex; Prp19 complex. Lineage: Eukaryota; Fungi; Ascomycota; Lipomycetes; Lipomycetales; Lipomycetaceae. Gene Ontology annotation, biological process: mRNA splicing, via spliceosome. Bases 1 to 1617 code for a protein of 538 amino acids.
AUGGCUCCGUAUAUCAAGGGAGGCGUGUGGACUAACGUUGAAGACGAGAUCCUUCGAGCUGCGAUCGCAAAGUACGGUCUCAAUCAAUGGUCUCGAGUAUCCUCUCUCUUCAACCGCAAGAGUGCAAAGCAAGUCAAAGCCCGCUGGAACGAAUGGCUUGAUCCGUCGAUCAAGAAGCUAGAGUGGUCGCGCGAGGAGGACGAAAAACUGCUGCAUCUCGCUAAGCUUAUGCCCACGCAAUGGCGAACGAUCGCACCGAUUGUUGGCCGCACGGCCACGCAGUGCCUCGAGCGGUACCAGAAGUUGCUGGACGAUGCGGAAGCGUUGGAGAGUGGUGAGCUUGGGCUGAUGGGACCGGGAGGGGAAGCUCAUGCUGCUGAUCAGAUCAGAAAGUUGAGACCAGGAGAGAUCGAUCCUGAUCCGGAGACGAAACCCGCACGUCCUGAUGCGAUUGACAUGGACGAAGAUGAAAAAGAGAUGCUUUCAGAAGCGCGCGCUCGUCUUGCGAAUACGCAGGGCAAGAAAGCCAAGCGGAAAGACAGAGAGCGUCUUCUUGAGGAAAGUCGUCGUCUUGCUGUUCUCCAGAAACGGCGCGAGCUCAAACAGGCGGGAAUAAACGUGAAACUGAAAAAGAAAAACCGCAAUGCGAUGGACUACAACGCUGAUAUCCCAUUCGAGCACCAGCCCGCGCCAGGGUUCUACGACACCACCGAAGAGAUCAACACCAACUACCAAGACAAAGCGAUAUUCGACGCGCGAACCAAGAAAUUCGGCACCCGAAGACGCGACACCGAAGAUCCGAACGCGAGCCAUAAGCGGCAAAAGGAGGAGGGCAAGGACGCCGACGCGGCGGAUAAGCAGGCGGUGAUGCGCGCGGAGCGGUUACAAAAGUUGCAGGAAGAAGAGCAGAUUUCAAAGAGGCGGAGACUUUCGCUGCCUGCGCCGCAGGUGUCGGAAGCAGAGGUGGAUGAGAUUGUGAGGAUAGGGACGAAGGCGCCGGUGUUGGAAGAGGUUGAUGAGGAUGAAGCUGAAGACGAUAUUUUUGGGUCUGGGAGCGGAAGUGGAGGCAUUGCUGAUCUGCUAAAGAAAGGGUUUAGUAAUUUGCCAAAGCCAAAGAAUGAUUUUGAAAUCGUGGCGCCGGAGGAAGCGGAAGAAGAAGAAGAGGUUUCUCUCGCGGUACAACUGGAAGAGGCAGAGUUGGAAGAGGAUGCGGGCGAGCGAGAGCGAAAGAUUAAAGCCAUUCGAGCUAUCGAGGAAGAGCGCGCGCUGGCCAGACGAUCUCAAGUUCUCCAGCGCGGGCUGCCUCGCCCCCUGCUGAUCGACCGCAAGAGACUUGUGUCAAAGGCCGAGCUGGAGAGCAAAGACGCGGUGAUUGCGGAGAUUGCAAAGGAGUAUCGCGAUCUGGUGACUUCUGAUGCGCUGAAAUACCCGGUGCCGCAGGGACAGCUGCUGAACGCGAAGGACGCGCCGCAGCUGGAUGAUCUUGAUGAUGGGCUGAAGAAGAAGGCGAUGGCUUUGAUUGAGGAGCAGGUUUCUAGCCAGGGAGAUUUGGAGGAGUUUACAAAGAGGAUGAUGGAGUCGUUUAUUGCUCGGCCGUUUAAAUUGGCGGGGCUGUAG